AUGGCACGAAAAACUGGUAGAAAUUUCGAUGGAUGUUGGACAUGUCGUGCAAGGAAAGUCAAAUGUGAUCUAACACGACCCUAUUGUCAACGUUGUAUUAAAUCAAAGAAACGAUGUGGUGGUUACAAUAUUAUCCUUGGAUGGAGUAAUCCGUUGACAAUAUCAAAAGAUCAAACCAUGUGUUCAUUGGAUAUCCAUGAAGAUUUGGAUAACUUUCAACGACGAAAUGUCGAUUUCGUCAAGUUUCCUAGAGAUAUGAUUUAUGAAACCUAUAAAGAAUUAAAUGAAAAAUUGGAUAAGUUGGAUAAUAUAGCGGGAACCAGUCAUAUGGUAUCCGUGGGACCAUUCAGUACAUUUAAAGUCGAUGUGAAGAUGGCUGAGCCGGAUGAGAAUAUACCGACAUCUUCCAUAAUGGUACCUUCUGAAAUAUCCUCCUCUCCACUAGUACCACUGCCGCCAACGGCACCAGUUCCACAGUCAGUACCAAUCACUGCAACCACAACUAUAACCUCUACCAGAACUGCGAUAAAUGACGAGUCAAUAUUCUCAAAAAAUAACAAUACAUGGGUGCAUUAUGAGUUAAUGGACUAUGCAAAACUAACAAUCAUAGCAAUCAAAGGUGUUCAUUAUAAACUAACCGAACAAAACAUCUUACACAUAUUAUAUCCCAAAUUCUUCCCUAACAUUGAUUCAGAUGAUUGGUUUGCCAAUGCCAAAUUGGUGAAUAACAAAUUAUACAAAAUCGAAAACAAUUCUUUGUAUUUACUUCCAUUGUUCAAGCUCUUGCUUAACGAAUUCACAUCAGAUAUAUUUUCAUUCAAUCGAGUUGUCCUUCAGUAUAACUACUUUGAUAUCUUGGUUAUACCGUUAAUUAAACAAAUUCUUGCAGAAUUUGCCUGUUUUGAAUUCACAUCAUGGGAUUUAAACCGAUUGAACAACAGAUCGACUCCACUUGACGACAGUCCUACCCCCGAUGAAUUAAUCGAAAGUAUUAAAAUUGUGAUUGUUGAUUUGGUAUUUGGAUUAGCUGCAUUCAAGUAUUCCAAGAAACAACCACAACCCCAGACUGCAGACGACGACUUAUACAUUAAUGAAUACUUAAGGAUAAGUAUUGAAUUACGGAAAUUAAGUAUAACAAUUAUAAAUUAUCAUUUGGAUGAAUAUGACAACAAUACUGAACUUAUAGAAGAAGCAAUACAUCAAAACCCUCAAUAUGAACAGUACGAUAUAUUGUUGUUAUUAGCAUUAAUCCUUCAAAUUGAAUUGGAUAGCUACUUCAGUGUUUUUGAAAAUUACGAAUUAAUAUUCGCCAUUGGUGAUUAUAUCACUAAGAAUAAGUUCAAGACAACCAACAAUUUAACCAAAUUUUUAAUUCAUGUAUUCAAAAUUUUGCACGUAUUUUUUGAGAGUACCCAAUCAGUGAAUAGUUUCAAUUAUGAAAUCAGCAAGGAUGACGAGCAGAUAAACUAUCGAGAUUUGAAUGAAAAUUAUGAUUUGAUAGAGAAAGAUAUGGAAGAAGCGGAGGAAGGGAACGAAGAAUAUAGUGACAGUGACAGUGAUGACUCCAAAAAAUUGCAAAUUAAACCUUCAGUUCAAAAUUUAAUUGUUUCAAAUGAUACCCAGUACGCUCCUAUGUCGUUUACAAUAAGCUUCAACAAGCGAAACAACCUGAUAGAAGAACCUAAGCGACCUUCACUACCUAUUAUCAAGGCACCAUUUAUUCCUGCAAAUCAUAAAUUUUCAUUGCUGACUGCAAUCGAUACAAAUGCCAUAUACUUGAUGUAUGGAUUACCUAAAUCGCUUAUUGAUUUAUUUCAUGAAGUAAUCCACUUAACCAAUCAUAAGAAUUUCUUUACUAAAAGGAAAGUGUUCCCGAGAAAUUUCCCCAAGAUUUGUGCUGAAAUGGAAGAUAAAUUAGUCAAUUGGAAUAUUCAAGAUCUGAAUUGGAAUUUGGAAGAUGCAAAUCCAUUACAUCAAUGUCUUAAAUUAAACAUUUUAACAUUCUAUCAACUGUUGCUAAUAUAUUAUAACAGACUUAUUAAGAACAAUACCAAUGUUCAAGCUUACAUUGACCUGGCACUAGCUUCUCUUCAGCAAUUAAUGGACCUACCUAAAGAAUUUAAAUUCAAGCCUACAUUUUGGUCAUUGUUAGUGUGUGGUGCCGAUACAGCAGAUAAGGCGACCCAAGAAAAAAUUAAGACGAUUUGGAAUAAUUUAGAUAGCACAUGCAAUUAUUGGCGUGCUAAGCAAAUCUUGUAUGAAAUUUGGAAAAGACGAGAUAUCGGCGAAGAAGUUGGGUUUAUGGAUAUGGUUAGGGAGUGGGAUAUUGUAUUAUGUUUGGGAUAAUCUCAUUAUCGGAUAAUUCUCUUUGUUAAAAUGUACAUAAUGGCUUUUGCAUGAAAUGUUCUCUGGCAGUUUGUUCUUAUACAAUAGAAAAUUGAUCCUGACGAUUGUGAUACGGAACGGAAUGACUUUCCAUUGACAAAAAGUUUUUCCUAUAGUUGCUACCUUUUUGCCGUACGAGAACACUUUUGCUGUUUAACUUCUAAAACUCGAGCAAAAACACGUAUUUUUAACUAACUUAAUAAAUUAGGGUGGUGGUGUUGUUAAUGCCCGGCCCCCCGCCCCCACAUUUCAAAUC
Messenger RNA from Spathaspora passalidarum NRRL Y-27907, 2641 nucleotides. RefSeq names its product Arg83p (gene ARG83). Gene Ontology annotation, molecular function: zinc ion binding; DNA-binding transcription factor activity, RNA polymerase II-specific. Bases 1 to 2346 code for a protein of 781 amino acids. The transcript has a single exon. Gene Ontology annotation, biological process: regulation of DNA-templated transcription. NCBI's taxonomy places the organism in Eukaryota, Fungi, Ascomycota, Pichiomycetes, Serinales, Debaryomycetaceae. The record is from RefSeq and is a predicted model, not a curated record.